AGAUUCGGUUGGAAGCUUUUUUGUAUAUGAUAAAUAUACUGAUGAGGACUAUAAGGUAUUCUGGUUAUUAUCAAUAAUAGAAGAAGGUGCAGCUUUUAGGUUUAAAACAUUUCCAGAAGAUUCAAUUCCUGUUCUUUCACAAGUUAAUCAAUUUAACCAAUUAAAGAUUAGAUCAGAAACAUUCAGAUCUACAUUGUCUUUCUGGCAUGCUAAUUUGGCAAAAAAUUUAGCUUGCUUUAUUUUAAAUGAUAAUACUUCUGAUGUGUAUCCCGGACAGCCAGCUGAAAAUCAUAAAACAAGAUUUCAUUGUAAAACAGAUGAAGAUUAUGAAAAAUCUUGUAAUGGAAAUCAGAAUUUUAUGAAAUUGGAAGAGAUU
This is a messenger RNA of Funneliformis mosseae, 376 nucleotides long. NCBI's taxonomy places the organism in Eukaryota, Fungi, Glomeromycota, Glomeromycetes, Glomerales, Glomeraceae. The record is from the annotation of a GenBank genome assembly.